Molecule: messenger RNA, 5260 nt
Organism: Schistocerca gregaria
Lineage: Eukaryota; Metazoa; Arthropoda; Insecta; Orthoptera; Acrididae
Product: cyclin-dependent kinase-like 4
Exons: 8
Coding region: 17-1174 (385 amino acids)
Biological process (GO): protein phosphorylation
Cellular component (GO): nucleus
Molecular function (GO): ATP binding; cyclin-dependent protein serine/threonine kinase activity
Source: RefSeq, a predicted model, not a curated record
UGCCUGCGGCCGCCGCAUGGAGCGCUGGCUGUCCGAGCGACGCCUGUGGCUGCUGGGGAGCCGCCUGCCGUUGCUGCCGCGCAGGUCGCGCACCUCGUCGCGCCUCAUGGAGCGCUACGAGAAGCUGGCCAAGCUGGGCGAGGGCAGCUACGGGCUGGUGUUCAAGUGCCGCAACAGGGACACGGGUCAGCUGGUGGCCAUCAAGAAGUUCGUCGAAUCUGAGGACGACCCGCUCAUCCGCAAGAUCGCGCUGCGUGAAGUCCGGAUGCUCAAGAGCCUGAAGCACCCGAACCUGGUGAACCUGGUGGAGGUGUUCCGGCGCAAGCGCCGGCUGCACCUGGUGUUCGAGUUCUGCGAGCGCACGCUGCUGGCCGAGUUGGAGCGCCACCCGCAGGGCCUGUCCGAGGCGGAGUCUCGCCAGCUCUCCUUCCAGCUGCUCACCGCCGUCGCCUACUGCCACGCCCAGGGCGCCAUCCACCGCGACAUCAAGCCCGAGAACAUCCUGCUCACCGCCUCGGGCGUCCUCAAGCUCUGCGACUUCGGCUUCGCGAGGCUCACCAAUCCCGGCGAGAGCUACACGGACUAUGUGGCGACGCGCUGGUACCGAGCUCCCGAGCUGCUCGUCGGAGACACGCAGUACGGACCGCCCGUCGACGUCUGGGCCAUUGGUUGCGUAUUCGCCGAGAUGUUGCAGGGGCAGGCGCUGUGGCCCGGUAAAUCUGACGUUGACCAGCUCUAUCUCAUCCGCAAGACGCUCGGUGAGCUGAUUCCUCGGCACCAGAGCGUCUUCCGGACCAGCGAGUUCUUCUGCGGGGUGAAGCUGCCGCCUCCUGAGGCUGGCGAGACGCUGGAGCAGCGCCUCCCCAGCGCCUCCAACACAGCCAUCGACCUGCUCAAGAAAUGCCUGGACAUGGAUCCUGUCAGGAGAUGGAGCUGCGAGCGACUGUUGAAGCACCAGUUCUUCGACAACUUCCACUACGAAAUUCCUCAGGCGGACCUGGAGGAGUUCGAAAAGCUGCGGAAAACACGCGACAGAUCCAGAAACUCGUCGUACGGCGGUACUACAACUCUGCUACCGCACCUUCCCGGCAGCGUCAGUCCGGAACCGCGUGCCGUUGCGGCGCCCGGGGGCGGCGGCGGGGGUGGCGUGGGCGGUCGGCUGCCCACCAUCUGACAGGGCCUGCAGCCCGCGCUGCCGCUGCUGGGCAUCGCCAGGGUGCUGCGGUAGGCGGGGCUGCCGGCGGGGGCGUCGCCGUCGCCUGGCACAGCAGGCGACGCGCUCGUUCGCUCUCGACCAUCGCGUCGGGAUCAAACACCUGGUGGAUUUCAGUGGUACACGUCCAGAACCUUCCGUCCAAUAUCAUAUUGUGCAUAAUGUGUUUAAACGACAAGUGACUGAGAAGUGAACAUACAGCUCGUUAGGAGACGUAGUGUGACGGUUUAAAUUAGUUGGCAUCUGAAGUUUAAAAGUCAAAGUUGUGACACUGUAGCAACAAGUACUGACUGCAGUCAGCCGUCAUAUGGCUGCGCUCUCCGUGGAGGUAAAACGGCCCUUUAAAGCCUUUGUAUACAACGAACCUCACGUAAAAAUCUGUUUACCUUUGAGCGAAGAUCUCUAAGAAUUUCGAAACUCUGUUGUUACCUUUAAUUAGUACAUGUAAGUAGAGAAUGUCCGAAAGAACAGACAUCACACAUCUGUAAACAUAUAGCAUGUACGAAAGAACUGACACAAUUAAUAUUUAAACAUAAAUGCCUUGACGGCCAUUAAUAUCGUUGCCGUGCGGAUGCACUCUCCCCUGAAUUUUUUAGGGAAUCAGCGAAUGGCUGUGAGCAAUGUGUGUGGUGAACUGGGGCACUACGUAAGAAGUAUGCGACAAGUUGGCAAUUUGAGUUAUAUAGGAAGUGUAUUCGGAUAAGCGGGAAAUCCGGUCCAGGUCCGACACAAAUUUUCGUUUGUCGCCGUAUAGUUCAUUUCAAUGCCUGAUUGCCGCCGAUGUGACAAUUUAUAUUUCGUUUCAUAAUGGCUGUAACCUAAUUUUUUCAAAAUGGCUUAAAUAUUCCUAAACGGAAAAUAGCCUCAAGCUUAUCACGUCCCGUCUCGAAAGCUACUAAACUCGCUGUAAUACUUUUAAUGUGAUUACCAAAAAUUUCUCGCUCAACAAUAGACCUUUCCAGAAUUGCAUAUCGCAUUGUCUUUGAUAUACAUAAGUUCCGUAAAACGCCGUAUUUUGAAUUUCUACAGUAGUUAACCUGUAACAUGUACUGAGUUUAAAGUCUCUAUCUCCUGCAAAAAUGACUUAAAAAUUUUGUAGUUCAUGCUUAAUAUAGAACUCUACAGUAUCCCCACUAUGCUCCUCUUUCGACUAUUUUCAUCGCACACCACCAUGUACGUUAAACUACCCCUAAUAGGAAUCUCUUAGUGCAAAUGUUCACUGAGGAUUUGCAUGCAGGUACAAUGCUUAGUGCAGCGGAAGUGGCAACACUUGGGAGCUGGCAAUGCCAGCCUCCCAUUGGUGUAUCGGCGGUGGGAGGAGUCCAGCCCUCUACCUGUCACUUGCCACUAGUUCAGAUCAGACUACACUGGCUUACAAAACUACCUGUUCCAUGCAUUGUGAUUUUCCGUUUCUCCAUCCUUAACGAUGUGCAGCUGGUGAUAUUUUUGAGGUCUAGCGAGAGCUGAUGUGAAGUCAGACACAGCAGUAGAGCUGUGGCUGUCAUUGCCAGUCUGUUAACAGAGGGGAAGAAACCACAUACUAGACUCUGAACAGAAUAGUACUUUCUUAUACACUAUGGAAUAUUAAAGAAUAUUUGAUCCUAGUAUCUACAAAAACUGAUGACGGAACAAAUGUCAGUAUCUGUAGGUGAACUGUGUACCUGCGUGUUUAAGUACAGUAUAGUAGUCCUCUACCAUUUUACUUUAGUGUACUUUGGUAAUGUAAAACACUCAUUAGAUUGGGCUGUUAAUCUUCUCUAUGUAUUUUUAAAGAUUGUAUCGUAAACAGGAACUGGAGAAAAAGUAGUAUUACAUAUGUUAUGCUAUGGUAAAAGAUCGCCGAAUAGAGAUGAAUACGCUGUGAGUUAUGUUAAAAAUAACUGUGUCAUUCUGAAUAGCUGGGCUGAUAGUUAUUAAAUGAGCACUCAUUUAUGUAUGUGACAGCAUGCUUUAAUCUACUUGCUGUCCGAAAUAGCAUAAGUUAUAUAUAACUCAAAGUUACAGUAGUGUUCUCAACUGUGCUAAAAGAAAUAUUAUUCCGUGAAAAUGAUCUGUCAUAAUUUCGACGAGAUACUCUAUUUUAGUAUGGCUGCGAUUUCACUUGUACUCAAAAGACAAAAAGUGAUAUACAGGGUACUCAUUUUGUGAAGUAACACCCACUCAUGAAUGAUACAAUAAAAGGAUAUCUUUUGACACACUUAGUCAAUAACGUCUUUAAGAUAUAACCAUCUUCCAGUACUAUGUGGAUAUGACCUGUUUUAACAAAACAGUAAAACGGAAUAUGCAAAUAAAUGCAGCAAGUGAAUAUAGUCAAACAUGGUAUUUCAGUUGAUGAAAUUAGCAAUGAAGGGUCACUAUGUGAUUAGUUACUGUACACUUUCAUCUGAGGAAUUCUUCUUGAUAAAUACAUCUUGUAUGUAAUGUAAUACUUCUUAUAUCUGUUCAGUUAAUUGGAGUUAGUUUCUGAUUUGGACACAGUUAUCUCACGAUUAUUACAGUUUUAUCGAAUUACUGUAGUAACUACAUCCAUCCAUUACACCAAAGUUUGAUUCCUGCAGUGGGUAUUCACUGGGCAUGAACGACUUGCUGCUAAUUUCUAAGCUGGGAAUCCUGUAAUUUUCUUAUGAAAAUUAAUUAUUUUUGUCAUUAGGUGGUGACGUAUCUUUAGAAAUUGCUUAAAUUUCCGGCUCACAUACAGUUGGAGGUAGCUUGCGCUAUGACUACGUUAUUUACGAACGUCGAACACCUGAGACGGCGUCAGCUAUAACGUAAUCACUACUUCAUAAAUACAUUCAUCACUGUCAUCUACACCAAACACAUAAUAAAAGAUGCGUUUGGAAAUAAAUACUUUGCGAUUUGGAGGAUGAUCCGCUCUUUUGCCGAACUGGAGCCAGCAACACUUCUCCACUCUCUUACUUCCGAAACAUGUAAGGUUAACAUUAUAAAUUAUUUGUGGUCAACAACGAGGUUGGUUCUUAGAGUAAACGCUGGCUUGCUUUACCAGCCUGACACAACGUGCGUAUCCUCCUCUGUUCAUCCCCCAACAUGUUUUGGGACGUUGUGUACUUUUCAGUAUGCAGCUGGUGUAUAAAAACAAUCAUGUCCUUCUACACUCGAUUGUAGUAGACAGAGGAUAUGUAGAAUCAGUUUAUAUUUCUGUAUUAGAGUUUGAUUCUGAUGACCUAUGUGGAAAGUAUACUGUGCAUGAUAAUUUUAGGUUACUGUCAACACAGCGUUAUAAUUUUAUCCGUAAGUCAAUGUUUACAUGUGUGACGUGUGAAUAAUUUCUCUUCACAAAUUACACUACUUGUCUGAUAUCUCACAUAUGUUACUAUAUAGUGUAACGACAGUCGCCGAAAAAAUUCCUGUUAAAAAAUUACAAAGAACUACGAUAGCAGAUAAAUGUGCACAAAUCUAAGUUUCUCCUAGGACUUUAAAAGGUGCCAAACUUCGUUGCCCUAAUUAACGUUUUACGCAACUGAACAAAUUUUUGUUCAGUAACUGGUGAGUAUUAAUAUACUUCUCAAAUACUCUGUUCGGUUGUCUAUAUUUAUGACUUUAGAAAAAAAAUUUGUAAAUUUGUGGUAAGAUCUUAUGGGAAUAAACAUCUUGGAUCAUCGGUCCCUAAGUUUACACACAACCUAACUUAAACUAGAAUGAGAUUUUCACUCUGCAGCGGAGUGUGCGCUGAUACGAAACUUCCUGGCAGAUUAAAACUGUGUGCUGGACCUAGACUAGAACUCGGGACCUUCGACUUUGGCGGGCAAGUGCUCUAAAAUCUGAGCUACACAAGCAUGACCCACGAUCUCUCCUCACAGCUUCAGUUCUGCCAGUACAUCGUCUCCUACUUUCCGAACUUCACAGAAGCUCUUCUUUGAACCUUGAAGAACUAGCACUCCUGGAAGAAAGGAUAUGACGGAGACAUGGCUUAGCCACAGCCUGGGGGAUGUUUCAAGAAUGUUCUUCUGCAAGGUUGCAGAAGAGCUUCUGCGAAGUUUGGAAAGUAGGAGACGAGGUACUGGCAGAAUUGAAGCUGUGAGGACGGGU